CCUUCACCCUGCUUGAAAAUUGUACAUUUGACCUUUGACAUUAGGUAUGGCAUCUAAACGAGAACACGAAAAUGGGACACCAGAAAAUGACCCUGAUAAACGCCGAAAGCAAGUGCGAGUAUGGAUGGAUGGCUGUUUCGAUAUGGUUCACUUUGGUCAUGCCAAUGCAUUGAGGCAAGGCAAGAGAAUGGGAGAUUACCUAAUUGUAGGGGUACACUCAGACGAGGAAAUUACAAAACACAAGGGUCCACCAGUAUUCAAUGAACGAGAGAGAUAUAAGAUGGUCCGUGCUAUUAAAUGGGUCGAUGAGAUUGUAGAAGAUGCCCCAUAUAUAACAGCAGUGGAGACAUUGGAGGAAAACAACUGUGACUUUUGUGCCCAUGGAGAUGAUGUAACUCUCUCCGCAGAUGGAAAAGAUACGUAUCAUAUUGUAAAAGAUGCGGGAAAAUUCCAAAUGUUCCCAAGGACACAAGGUGUUUCAACCACAGAUUUAGUAGGUAGGAUGCUACUAGUCACCAAAACCCACUUUCAGUAUGAUGACCAAGAAGUUGCUAAAGAUGUGGGAACUAUAGGACUAGCGAGUCCAAAGAGUCCAUACACGGGUGUGUCACAAUUUCUUCCGACUUCCAAAAAAAUUGUACAGUUUUCGGAAAACAGACCCGAUGCAAAGCCUGGUGACAAAAUUGUAUAUGUAGCUGGGGCGUUUGAUCUCUUCCAUGUCGGACAUUUAGAUUUUAUUGAGGAAUCUGCUAAACAUGGAGAUUACCUCAUAGUAGGGAUCCACACAGACCCGGUAGUCAACAGAUACAAAGGUGCAAAUUACCCAAUCAUGAAUCUACAUGAAAGAGUACUAUCUGUAUUGUCUAAUAGGUAUGUAUCGGAGGUUGUGAUUGGUGCCCCCUAUAGUGUAACCCCUGAACUAAUGGACCAUUUUAAGGUAGACCUAGUUAUCCAUGGUCAAACCCCAAUAACCCCAGAUGAGGAUGGCUCAGAUCCUUAUGAGGAGCCAAAGAGGCGUGGCAAGUUCAAGAUGAUUGACAGCACCAAUACCUUGACAACACAGAUGAUUGUACAGAGGAUUAUAAGUAACAGAUUGAACUACGAGGCAAGGAACAGAAAAAAAGAAGCAAAGGAGGUGAAAUACAUUGAGACCCAGAAUACAACAUAAAUACCCAGAAUGCAACAUAAAUACCCAGAAUGCAACAUAAUUACCCUGAAAAUGACAACUGGAAUUGCAAUAUGAAUGUCUUGCAAUAGUAAAGGACUUCUAAACUUGCUUCUUGAACCAUAAUAUAUCAAACAAUGGACAAGAAUUAUAGCAUAUCAUAUCAUUUCAAAUGUUUAGAGAAAAAAUAUUUAAUGCUAUCACUUGUCAUUAAUCAUUAAUCAUAUUAAUUAUUCAUAUUUAGUUCCG
Owenia fusiformis is the source of this 1414-nucleotide messenger RNA. Lineage: Eukaryota; Metazoa; Annelida; Polychaeta; Sabellida; Oweniidae. The record is from the annotation of a GenBank genome assembly.